ACUCUAUGGCAAAUUGUCAAUAAGUCAAAAUAAAAAUGGUUUCUUGGAGUGCUUUAGGCCGAUCUUUCGGCGUAAAUUUAUUUAAAAAUAACAUCAAAUCGACCUUCUCCGUUUCUAAUGUGAGUUUUUCGACUAGUAAGGCCAUAAGCGCAGGCCAUGGACACCAGACAAUGGCAUUACAACCCUCCAGAUGGCAGUGGCACAAAUUCAAAGAUAUGUUCCACUAUUAUUUGAUGGUGGGAUUGAUCCCUGUAGGGCUGAUAAUCUUCUACACAAAUGUAUUCAUAGGCCCAGCUCAGCUAACUCCUAUUCCUGAUGGAUAUAAUCCUAAAUAUUGGGAGUACCAUCGUCAUCCAAUUACUCGUUUUAUUGCCCGUUAUAUUCACACCAAUCCACAGCAAGAACAUGAAAAGUUUAUGCACUUCAUUGAUGAAGAAGCUCAAAAAGCUAAAUUAAGAGCUCUAGAGCGUGAAAUCAUUAAAAAAAUGGGUGAGAGGCAUGAUUACCAAGCAUACUAUUAUCGACCAAUGGUUAACAAGUAUCUACGUAUUAAUAAGAAAACUGGUGAUGAACUUUAUGACCGCAUUGGCGAUGACUACAAGGAUUAGAAGGAUUUAGUUGUUUUAUAAACAGUGUUAGUAUAUUUUUAGUAAUCAAGCAUAUUGUUACAUAUUAUUUCAAUGUAGAUAAAUAAAUCUUUUCAUUGUUGCAUAAAAAUUGAUUCAUUUGAAGAGUUUCAUAUAAUCACACUUGAAAGUGCAACAAGAUAAAUAAAUUUUGCUUCUACUU
Diatraea saccharalis (sugarcane borer) is the source of this 789-nucleotide messenger RNA. The record is from the annotation of a GenBank genome assembly. Lineage: Eukaryota; Metazoa; Arthropoda; Insecta; Lepidoptera; Crambidae.